Messenger RNA from Merops nubicus (carmine bee-eater), 1290 nucleotides. RefSeq names its product nephronophthisis 4 (gene NPHP4). The record is from RefSeq and is a predicted model, not a curated record. Gene Ontology annotation, biological process: negative regulation of canonical Wnt signaling pathway; protein localization to ciliary transition zone. The annotation marks the transcript as partial. Gene Ontology annotation, cellular component: ciliary base; ciliary basal body; cytoskeleton. Lineage: Eukaryota; Metazoa; Chordata; Aves; Coraciiformes; Meropidae. The transcript is spliced from 9 exons.
GGGCACGUGCGGGACCUGCAGAUCAUUGAUGCCUACCGGGAGCACACCAAGGGCGAGAGCAUCUCGCGGGUGCUGAGCCAGGCCAUCACCACCACGCGCACCGUGCGCGCCGUGCUGGGCACCGCAGAGUUCUUCGAGUUCACCCUGAAGAACCCCUACAGCAUCCAGCACACUGUCACCAUAGAGGUUGACCACCCUGAGCUCAGGUGGCGGCACUUCAAGGAGCUGACGAAGAGCGUUACGCCGGUGGAGGAGGAGAUGUUCCACCUCCAUGAUGACCUCAGACCUCAGGUCUACCUGCGCCCCAAUGAGACUGUCUGCAUCCCCUUCAAAUACCAGACCUUCUCUGCAGACCCUGCGGUUGUCAUGGCACAGGUAGGUGCAGGCCCCUGUUUGAGCAGCUCCCAGUGGGGAGAGAAGCACCAGUCCUUCAAAACUCCAUCCCUCCCACUGCCUCUGGGACAGGUCUCCUUCCAGGUGAGCCGGGGGAAGCCCAUCGCGCUGCUGUGCGUGAAGGUGGAGCCGCAGCCCCACGUGGUGGACCAGACCUUCCGCUUCUACCACCCUGAGCUCACCUUCCUGAAGAAGACCAUUCGGCUGCCCCCCUGGUACACCCUCCCUGGCGCGCCAGUGGGGAUGCCAGGCGGGGAGCCCGAGAUGUUUGUUCGCUGCAGCGACCCCAACAUCAUUUGUGAGACCAAAAACAUGGGGCCUGGUGAGCCGCAGGAUAUCUUCUUAAAAGUAGCUGGAGGGCCAAGCCCACAGAUCAAGAAGUUCUUUGUUGCUAUUUAUAUGGACGCCUGGCUGGCAGUGCCUGUCCAGAUCUGGCAGUUCUACCUGCACUCGCUGCAGCGCCUGGACGUCAGCUGCUUGCCCGGUCCCCCCCCCCGCCUCUCCCUGCUGCUGCGGGGCACCCCUGCCCCGCGCAGGGUCCGGGCCUUCACCUCCCACCCCCAGGAGCUGGAGGUGGACCCGGAUGGCGCCUUCCUCCUCCCCGCCAACGGCAUCCAGGAGCUGUACAUCGGCGUGAGGCCUCGGCGGGCUGGCAGCAGGUUCAUCUACCUCAACCUGGUGGAUGUGGAGUCCCACCAGCUGGUGUACUCCUGGGCUGUGCUGCCCCUGCCACGGCUUCUGCUUGACCUGCAGGCGUUCGAGAUCUCGCUGCCCGCGGGGGGCGGGCGAGGCUGCAACAAGCGCAUCACCUACACCAACCCCUACCCCUCGCCCCGCCUCUACUUCUUGUGCACCAACCGGCCCGACCUCCUCCAGUUCAAGGAGGACUCCUUCGAG